Messenger RNA from [Candida] anglica, 3650 nucleotides. Lineage: Eukaryota; Fungi; Ascomycota; Pichiomycetes; Serinales; Debaryomycetaceae. The record is from the annotation of a GenBank genome assembly.
CUCUUUCAAGACCAUACAUACACAAUCAUAAUGCUGGAAACUAAUCCAGAUGGAGGGGCGUCCGUAGACGUCUUUAUUAUGGAGGACAAGUUGGCCAAGAUUAGGACUCAAGUCAACUCAAAGCUUGACAACCAAAAGAACUUGGCCCUCAUUUUAUCUGCUGUGGAGGAGAACAUUGAAGAACAAAAGAAUGAAAAGACUCCUGUAGCUUACUUUGUGUCCUUCCUUUCAUUGAUGGACCAAUGUGUAGGUGGUGAUGAAAUCGUUGAUGCUGGUUUGGCUACCUCGGCUGCAUACUUUUUGGAUUUAGUAUUCCCAUUCACACCACAACCAUUGCUCAGACUGAGAUUCGCCGAUAUUUUGACCAAGUUGGCUCCACCUUUAACCAGCAGUGAAGCUGAAGCUCCAUUGGUUAGAUCUACCAUCGGUGCCUUGGAAACCCUUCUUUUGGCUCAAGACCACCAUCAAUGGACUUCUAACAAUGCUUCAGUUUCUCCAAGAAGAGCUCUUGUGGGUCUUUUGGAACUUUCCUUCGACCCAAGACCAAAGGUCAGAAGACGAGCCCAAGAUGCCGUCAAACUGUUGUUGUCUAACCCACCAGCAUCUCCUUCCCCAGUACAUGUAGCUGCACCAUUAUGUGGUGAAUUGGCUUUGAACCGUUUGGUCCAACUCAUGAAGACCAGAGGUGCUGCUAACAAGAAGGAAAAGGCCAACACCAACACCCAAAUCAUCCAUUGUUUACAGUUGGUUGCAUCCAUUACCGCUAGUAACGCUUGGCCACAACCACUCAUUGGUCCUCUUUGUGACUCUCUUCUUGAAGUAUCCAAGACCUCUGAUCAAUACCUUGUUUCCCUGGCCUUCCAAGCUUUUGAAGGUCUCUUCCAAUCUAUGUCUUCUGAAGUUGACCUUGAUAAGUUCACCAAGUGUCUUGAUGUCAUUUUUGACUUAAAGCCACCAGUAAACGAUACUCAUUUGGCUGCCAGUUGGUUGGCUGUUGUUGCUAAGGCAUUGGAAAGCUUUGCCAAGUUGCUGCCUCUGCAAUGUUUGGCUAGAGUUGCCCUUGUUGCACCAAUUGUUGCUCUGUUCUUGGCGCUGGAGCUGAAGGACAUCUACGUCUCUGCAUCUCAAUGUUUAAUUGCAAUUGUCAGUGAAUCUAUCUCAGAUGAACAAUUAGUCAACUAUGAAGAUGAAUCAUUGGAAGAAACUAUUACUUUCUUAGCUGAAUUCACCGAAAAAGAACUUCUUUCCAUCAAGUACCAACAUGCUACCCAAGAAAUUUUGGAAUUCGUUACUGCUACUCUUCUUAAGUUGAGAACAAGAGCUAACCCAGACUUCCUCAAUGUCAUCCAAUUGGUUGGUGAUUGGAGAACAAAUGAAAGAGCCUCAUUCCCAAACAAGGCUGCUGAAGAUGUCUUGUCUGCUGCCAUUUCCACCUUGGGUCCUGAUGUCGUUUUGUCAGUUCUCCCAUUGAACUUGGCCGGUGAAAGUGGUCCAGGACGUGCUUGGUUGUUGCCUCUUCUCAGAGACAAUGUUAGAUUUGCUAACCUUAACUUCUUCAAGUCUAACAUUCUCCCUCUUGUUGAAGUCUAUCAAGGCAAAAUUAACCCUAAGGAAGAAACUAUGCACAACAAGAUUUUCCAAACUAUUAUUGACCAAGUUUGGUCUUUGUUGCCACAUUUCUGUGACCUCCCUAAGGAUUUAACCAAGGCAUUUGAUGACCAAUUUGCUGCCCAAUUAUCCGAUUUGAUGUACAGUAACAUUGAUUUGAGAGUUCCAAUUUGUCAUGCCUUAAAGUUAUUAGUUGAAUCCAAUAUUGCCUACAGUGAAGGUGCCCUUGCUGAUGACUUGUUGAUGCAACAAGAAUUCCCAAUAGAACAAAGUAAGCUCAACUUGGCUCACUUGGCUUCUAAGGCUGCUAACAUCUUGUCUGUUUUGUUCAACGUUUUCCUGUCUACUGUACCUGGUUCCCGUGGUUUCGUUUUGGAAACCAUUGAUGCUUAUUUACAAGUCAUUCCAAAGACUGACUUGGAAAACACUUUUAACAAGGUUUGUGGAUUAUUAAAGAAUGCUAUGGACGAAGAAGCUAAGCAAACUACCCAAGCUGCUCCUAAGUCUGACUCGGUUAAACUUUCUGCCACCAUGAUGGACUUGAUCGUUGCCAUGGCCAAGUAUGUUCCUGAAACUUCCCACAAUGCUCUCUUCUCUAUCUUUUCUGCAACUGUUGCUCUUCCUAAGGAUGCUUUACUUCAAAAGAGAUCUUACAGAAUUAUCACUAAGAUUGUUGAAACUGAUGGCGGUAAGGAAUCUGUUGUUCGCUUCUUGGGUGACAUUGAACAAGUUCUUGUCAGUACUACUGAAACCACUCAUAACUCAGCUAGAGCUUCGAGAUUGGCUGCUAUUCAUGCCGUUUUAGAUCUCCUUCCUAACACCGAUCUUCACUUCAUCCCAGCUGUCUUGCAAGAAAUUAUCAUGUCUACUAAGGACGUUAACGAAAAGACUCGUGAAUUGUCAUACCAAAUUUUGAUUCAAAUGGGUCACAAGAUGAGCCAAGGUGGAAUUGUUGAAAACGGAAAGGUUCCUGGUUUUGACCCUGAAACUCCUUCUAGUGAAGCUUCUUUGACUGAAUUUUUCACUAUGGUGAGUGCUGGUUUAGCUGCUCAAACUCCUCAUAUGAUUUCUGCCACUAUCACUGCUGUUUCUUGUUUGGUCUUUGAAUUCAAAGAUCAAUUGGACUCUGCCGUCUUACUUGAAAUUGCCCUGACUGUCGAACUUUUCUUGACCCAUAAUUCUAGAGAAAUUGCCAAGUCCGCUAUUGGUUUCGUUAAGGUUGAAGUCUUGUCUCUUCCAGAAGACAUUGUGAGAGCUAACUUAAACGAACUUCUUGCAAAGUUAAUGAGAUGGUCUCAUGAACACAAGGGUCAUUUCAAGUCCAAGGUUAAGCAUAUUUUGGAAAGAUUGAUUCGUAAGUUUGGUGUUGAAGUAGUUGAACAAGCUAUUCCUGAAGAAGAUCGUAAAUUGGUCGCAAACAUCAAGAAGAGCAGAAACAGAGCUAAGAGAAAGGAAGAAGAAGAAGAAGCUGGUGCUUCAACCGCCACUGGUACUUCAUCUUCGAAGUUCACUUCUGCCUACGAAGAAGCUUUGUAUGAUUCUGAUGACUCUGAUGAUGAAGACGAAGCCCCAUCUGCAUCUUCUGGUUCUUCCAAGAAGGCCAACCAGUUUAUUAUGGAAUCUGCUGAUGAACCACUUAAUUUGUUGGAUCGUCAAGCUAUGGCUCACAUUUCUUCUUCCAAGCCUAAGAAGUUCGGUAAGAAGGACCUUGCUUCUAAAACUACAGUUAAGGAUGGUAAGUUCGUCUUUAGAGAAGGCAAAGAUGAAGAUCCAUUGGCAAACAAGGGUUCUGGUAUUGAUGCAUAUGUUGAUGCUAUUAAGCAAGCACCUGUGAGAGGUCAAAGAAACAAGUUGAAGUACAAGAAUUCCAAGACCGAAGACGACUGGUCAGACUCGGAAGGAGAAGAAGAAAAAUCUUCCAAGAAGAACAAGGGAGGAAAGAAAUUUGUCAACAAGUCCAAGAUUUCCAAACCACAACCAAAGUUCAAGGCAAGAAAGAAGCUUUAAGAUUGAUAGUGAAAAAAGAAUUAAGCAUUACCCUG